Messenger RNA from Pocillopora damicornis (cauliflower coral), 1965 nucleotides. RefSeq lists its product as uncharacterized. The record is from RefSeq and is a predicted model, not a curated record. Lineage: Eukaryota; Metazoa; Cnidaria; Anthozoa; Scleractinia; Pocilloporidae.
UAGCCCACUUUGGAAAAGAGCGGUAGCCUGGAACCGAAGUCGCCGCGCAAGCGCUUAUGGGACUGUUUGGGGGGACGUAAGUAAAACAAAAACAUGGCGGAAUUUAGCGCGGAAUGUAGUAGUGACAGCAAGGUUUUAACAGAGCAAAAUAGCGAUAAGGUCGAAGUUAUCGAAAGAAACAAAUCUGACAGCGUAAAGCUAAGAGAAGAAGAUGUACCAGGAGCAAUUUUACCUCGGGAUAUACCAGAAGAAUGCACCGUGAAACAGCUGCAGCGAUGGCUUCUUUGCCGUGGAGCUAAAACAACUGGAAAGAAAAUGCAGCUUGUUCAAAGGGUAAAAGACUAUAUUGCUGGUGGCCUAAGCUCGAAGAUAAAGGACCCUGAUGGUGGAAUCCAUUUGGCUAAAGCUAAGGCAGACCUGGGACUCAUGGAAGAAAUUAACGCUAAAAAACUCAAAGAAAACUUUCCAGUGGACGGAUUUACGGAGGAUUUGAAUAUUUUACGUGCUAUAUCAUUUGGUACAAUAUGGAGGUACAUGAUUGAAGAGAGUGAUGCUAAGAAGCAAUUAUCCACAGCAAAACCUCUUGUCAAGGGAUACAAUUUUUUUAAAUCUGGCCAUGUCCUUAGCAUUAAAUGCAGGGAAUCUGACGGAAAGUUUUAUGUUAAAAGUCAAGUUCUUCCAUCAAUGAAAAAGACAGUGUUGUAUAAUUGCUUCAUUGUUUUCAACAAAGAUGGCAGUGUAGUAACAGCUUAUGAUGGUUGCCCAGCUGGAGUUGACGGGCAUUGCAACCAUGUAACUUCAACAAUAUUUGCACUGGAGGAGUUCUUCAAACAAAGUAAAGCACCUGUAAAUCCUUCCUUAACCCCUGCACUUUCUUGCACUUCAAAGCCAUGUGCAUGGAAUGUCUCAAGAAAAAGAAAGAUUGACAAUCUGCCAAUUGCCAAAGCCAAAUUUAAAAAACAUCAACAUGGCAAACUAAGCAAGAGUGAGGAUAAAUCUCCUCCAUCAACAAGGGAUGUUAGAGCACCACACCAGCAGUACCCGAAUACAAACACUGACAUGUAUAAUUUAUUGCACCGUGUCAAGGAGAUUGAGAAUAAGACAGGCAAGAAAAUGGCCUUAAGUCUCAUUUUACCGCAGAAAACUUUGGAGGAAAAUAAAGAAACGAUUUUGGUUGACCAUAAUUACUGCACACCCUUGACUCACAUUGAACCAGUUGAACCAGAACAAGGAAAUGGUAGUCCAGUGUCAACUGAACUGUUAUCACUAGUGAAAUGCCAUCCAGUGAGUUUGGAAGAAAUAAAGGAAAGGUGCAUAAAAGUUAAGAAAAGGCUCUUUGCUGAUGAAAAGGAUGUUGAUCAAAUUGAAAAAGAAACCAUGGGCCAAUCAGUAAAUGAAAACUGGAAUCUGCAUCGAAAAAUAAGAAUAACUGCAUCUAAAUGCCAUCGAAUUGCCACUCUGCAAGCAACUACCUCCCCUACAAAGGCCAUUAGUGAAGUCUUACAUUACAAGCAGAUCCCUCAAACAAUUUAUAUGAAAGAGGGCUUGUCAAGAGAAGGUGCUGUUAUUGCAGAAUACAUCAAAUCAAGGAAACUGAACAAUCAAAAUGUCCUAGUGAAACCAUGUGGACUUUUCAUCAGCAAAUCACAUAAUUUCUUGGCUGCAUCUCCAGAUGGCUUAGUAUACAAUGCCGACUCCACUGAGUCAAGUUCCAGUGGACUUAUUGAAAUAAAUCUUGUCUUCCUAAAGGAGAAUGAGACUUUGCAUGAUGGACUUAUCAGAAAAAGAAUCUUUCUUCCUGGUUCAACUGAUGGACAGCUGGUUAUCAACCAGAAACACAAGUAUCACUAUCAAGUCCAGCAACAGUUGUUUGUUACAGAGAAAUCAUGAGUGGAUCUGGUGAUUAAGGGAGUUAAAGAGCUUACAGACAGAUCAUUUGUGAACCCUUCGAAACGACAAAUGUGA